This is a messenger RNA of Phyllopteryx taeniolatus (common seadragon), 1299 nucleotides long. RefSeq names its product histamine N-methyltransferase (gene hnmt). The transcript is spliced from 7 exons. The coding region runs from base 12 to 914 and encodes 300 amino acids. Gene Ontology annotation, molecular function: N-methyltransferase activity. Lineage: Eukaryota; Metazoa; Chordata; Actinopteri; Syngnathiformes; Syngnathidae. The record is from RefSeq and is a predicted model, not a curated record.
UUCUAAACAUUAUGUUAACAUAUAGUAUCAUGGCAUCUCCACUGAGGAGUCUAGUUUACGAUGAUAACCGCUACCAGAAGGCCUUCCAUCUUUUUCUGGAGCGCUCCUCCGAACAUCAGUGUAUGCAGGACUUUAUUCACAAUAUCCUACCAGACAUAGUGGCCAGCAUCGGAAAUGGGAAGUCUCAUCUUAUUUCCAUUGGAGUUGGAAGUGGUGAUGGUCGCAUUGACCUAGAGAUGUUCUCUGAGCUCCAUCUGAAGCACCCCGGGGUGACGGUAGACCACGAGGUGGUGGAGCCCAGCAGCCAGCAGCUUCAUAGCUACAAAGUGUUGGUGUCACAGAAGUCCGAUUUGGAUUACAUCACAUUUAAGUGGAACAAGAUGACUGCCUCUGAGUUUGAGGACCAAUGGGAACUAAAGCAGAUGACAAAGAAGGCGGACUUCAUUCACAUGAUUCAGAUGCUGUACUAUGUCAAGGAUGUUGAAGCCACCAUCAGAUUCUUCCGGAGUCUCCUUGACAAGGACGGAAAGCUUGUCAUUAUUCUGGUGUCUGAUGAGAGUGGUUGGGGAAAGUUGUGGCGGACCUUCAGGGGUCAGCUGUGUGCCUGCCAAAUAAGUCAGUUAGUGACCACGGCAGACGUCAAAAACUUCCUGGACUCGGAGGGCGUGCAGUACAAGAGCUACGUGCUGCCUUCUCAAAUGGAUAUCACCGAGUGUUUCACAGAAGGUGACGAGAGCGGAGAGCUGCUGCUCGACUUCCUCACUGAGGUGUAUCACUUCAGCCGAACGGCCUCGCCGCAACUCAAAGCCGAUGUCAUGAAGUUACUGCGAGACCCGGCUUGUUCUCUGGAGGCAGACGGGAAAGUUGUCUUCAAUAACAACCUUGAGGUGAUAGUUGCCGAUUCACCCAGAUAAACGUUAAUGGGAAUGCAAUACAGAUGUGUAAAAUGAGCCAAAAUAGGGGGGAAGUUCUUGAUUUGACUGCUGAUCUUACAACAAUAAUUUUUUUUUUAUUAUUAUUAUUCAAUUUCAAUAGCAAUUGUACAUAAUAUUGUUCCCAAAAAGGUUGUAAUCAGCAACAGUAGAACACAACCCAUUUCAAUGUGUUUUUUGUUCUGAUUUUGAAUGAAAUUUCACCCAGGGAAAUAGAAUUAAUCCAAUUUGUGGUCAAUCUUAAAACAUUUACUGACUGUACAGCCAUUAAUGUUUGGAGUAACAUUUAAAUAUUCUCAUCUGUCAUACACUUGUGAAACGGCUAAAACAAUAAUAAAUCUUGCAUAUUUCUUGCUAUGGUUAUCAA